AUGUUUCAGCACGCGAUGUCAAGGUUUUCGGUUUCGUCGCCUGACCUUCAAUCCGAAUUGGCAAUCCAACAAACUGCUGUUAAAAACAAGUUCAGAAGGCUAAAGAAAAACGUUCGAAAACAGGUCACCCAGGUCGUCAACAAGGUGCUGGAUAACUCUGAGGCGCGGGGACUUCUUGUAGCUUCAACGACGAACGUUCCUUUAACUUCUGCGCCACUUCCCUCAGGAGCGCAAAAGAGCUAUCGAGAUUACGUUGUAGCGGAACUUGUCGAUACGGAACGGAAAUAUGUACAGGAUCUCGAAAAUUUACACGAGCUCAAAAAGAAGAUUGAGCAGAAGGGAGUCAUUCCCGGAGACGUGGUCCACGACAUUUUCCUAAACAUCAACGCUAUAUUAGAUUUCCAGAGGCGCUUCCUGAUCAAAAUUGAAACCACAAACUCACAACCGGACGAUCAGCAAGCAUGGGGUCUUCCAUUUACUAACUACGAGGAAUCAUUCAACAUAUACAGACCUUUUAUUGCAAACCAGCGAAAAGCAGCGGACAUUGCCAAGAGAGAUUUCGAUAAAAUCGUAUUGGCGGAUCAUCCAGUUGUUGUUGACUUUAAUACUUUAGAUGGAUUCUUACUCAAACCAAUGCAGCGGCUGGUUAAGUAUCCCAUGUUGUUAAAGGAUUUACGUGACAAAACGAAUGCGGAUGAUGCGACGAAAGAAGAUCUUACCGCAGGUAUAGAAGCGGCAAACCGUGUUUUAAAAGAAGCCAACGAUGCAGUCGACCAAGAACUACUGCGCGAGGCCCGAGAAGAUAUGGAAUCACGUGUCGAAGAUUGGAAAAAUCAUCAGAUUGAACAAUUUGGAGACCUGUUACUCUAUGGUCAUUUCCCAGUUGUAAAUGGCAAAAGCGAUGGUCAAAAAGAAGUACGAACCCUCACCUCACCCCUUAGUUCUUCCAAUGUUCAAAAAUUUGCGUCUCUUCGGCUCUUCAGAGAUUCUACGACGCGCAAGGCGCUAGAUUCGACUGAGCGACAGAACAUUUCAUCUCUAGAGCAAAGUGCAGAAGACGCUCAAUCAGAGGCGCUUCUAGCACUUGAUCAGAAAUCCCAUGGUAAUGACCAGCGUCAACUCACCAAUGAUGAUACAUUUCUAUUCAAUAUGCUCUUUGAUCAAUUCUCAGGCUGCGACCCCGAAACUGGUGCCCCAAUUUUUGCGAAACGAUUUGCUGACAGUAUGGGCAUCACUGCCCCAACCUAUGAACAGUAUACAAUUUAUCUUUUUGAGCGAAUCCUCCUCUGCUGCAAAGAAAUCAACCCGAACAAGUCGAAAGACAAGGUAAUGGGAAUUCAGAAGGACAAGAAAGACAAGAACAAGUCGAAAGAGCCCAAUAAGAACGCCAAGCUACAGCUUAAGGGUAGAAUUUUCAUGACCAACGUCACAGAUGUCAUUGCUCUUGGGAAGCAAGGUUCAUACACCGUCCAGAUCUUCUGGAAAGGUGACCCCGGAGUUGAGAACUUCAUCAUCCGUUUUUCUAACGAGGAUGCGAUGAAAAAGUGGCAUGCUGGAGUGGAUGGGCAAAGGAAGCUCCACGCUCAGGCGAUUUCUGCUGGAUUUAGCCCAGAGGGAGGACCACCAACAGACUUCGCUUGGAUGCGAGAUCAAACUGCGGCAAUGAUAAAUCCAUAUGCUCAACAUGAAGAUGACGAUGACGAAGACGACUAUAGAGCUCAGAAUUCUAUGUAUCCUGGGCAGAUGAACCAGGGCAUGCCGCGAAACGGAUCAAGUACUAGCCUGCGAUCGAGGUCUACAACAUCGGAUAGCAGCCAGUCGCUUGCUGGUAUUGCCCGCGCGCCCCCACCAAGAUUUCCAAUGGGUUUCGCAAACCAGCCUUUGAGUAUUCAGACCCAGAUCAAUCCUGCGCAGUCGCCAGGACAGAGAAUGGGCGACUCUUACUUUUCACCUGUUGCUGAGACUCCUGCUACUUCUAGGUCUAGUACCCAAUCCAAUAUGUUUCCAUUUCCCAGACAAGGGACACCGCAAGGCAGUUGGGAGGAACACAAUCGUUACACUGCUCCUGCCAUGCCGCGAGCGCCCUCGAGAGGUAGUCAGACUCCGAGCGAUGCAUAUGGCAUGAAUGGCCGUACCCCUCAGCGGCCUUCUCUUCCCGCAAUGGCUUCUCAGUCAUCACAGGCGAGUGCAAACCUGCAGCGCAGUAGAUCGCACAGUACCCCUGACAUAAACGUUCAGAACGGGGUGCGCAGACUUCCAAACGGUGCAGUUAGCGGUCCAGUCCCUGCUGUGCCGGGCAUACCUGCUCAUCUGCACCCGGCAUACGAUGCAGGUAUACCUCGAUCUCAGAACAAUUCCCCAAAUGGUUUGCCCAUGAGAUCCAACACUCAAUCACCUGGCACACAACGAGAACGCAUGGGAACACCUACACAAUACCCCAAUGGUCCUUCGCACUAUUCGAGAAGUAACAUAUCUCACAGACCAGACACUUCGGAGAGUAGGACCAUGUCCCCUCCCCUUGGUGAAGCAGCUCUACCAACUCAGCUCAAGGUCAAAGUCAACUGUGACCAACAAUACAUUACCUUGGUGGUAGCAUUUAACAUUACCUAUCAAUCGCUGAUUGAUCGCAUUGAUGCGAAAAUUGGAAGGUUUUCCAAUAACGCGAUUGCUAAAGGUACCAUGAGAUUGAGGUACCGAGAUGAGGAUGGUGAUUUCGUCACCAUCGAAUCAGACGAUGAUAUCCAGAUUGCUUUCCAGGAGUGGCGAGAGGCCCAGAAGGCCCAAUAUCAUGCUGGACUGCUUGGUGAAAUUGAGCUUUUCUGUAUCAGUGUCGAGAAUUAG
Molecule: messenger RNA, 2841 nt
Organism: Glarea lozoyensis ATCC 20868
Lineage: Eukaryota; Fungi; Ascomycota; Leotiomycetes; Helotiales; Helotiaceae
Product: DBL homology (DH-domain)
Exons: 3
Coding region: 1-2841 (946 amino acids)
Biological process (GO): septin ring organization; establishment of cell polarity
Cellular component (GO): division septum; mating projection tip; cytoplasm
Molecular function (GO): guanyl-nucleotide exchange factor activity; protein binding
Source: RefSeq, a predicted model, not a curated record